UUUCCGCCGAUUUAAAAUGGCCAACUUCGGCUAUUUCCGCCGGUGUCUCGUCACUUUCCGGCCAUUUGCUGCGUGACUCCCGUCACGGACGAACCCAUUUCGGGACUUUCCGUCACUGUUAAAUCCCCACCUUCGGCAAUUUCCGCCGACAUUUAAACUUCGCCCUCGGACGAGGAGAGGAGGAAAGAUGGCGGCUGCCCCGCUGUACUGUGUGUGCCGGCAGCCUUACGAUCUCAAUCGCUUUAUGAUCGAAUGUGACAUUUGUAAGGACUGGUUUCAUGGCAGCUGUGUGCAGGUGGAGGAGCAUCAUGCUGCUGAUAUUGACGUCUAUCACUGUCCUAAUUGUCAUCCAAUCCACGGACCCUCCCUCAUGAAGAAGAGGAAUAACUGGCACAGACAUGAUUACACAGAGGAGGAUGAUGGGAGGCGGCCGGUUCAGGCAGGAACAGCGGUGUUUAUACAGCAGCUGCAGGCCAGGAGCUUCCCCAGUGCUGAUGAGCUGGUGGUGCGGAUGCAGGGAAGUCAUGUGACACGGCAUUACCUGGAGACUGAGGGCUUCUAUUACCCCAUCAUAGUGCAGGACAAGGAGGGUCUGGGGCUCAGAGUGCCCCCACUAUCCUUCUCUGUCAGAGAUGUCCAGCACUACGUCGGUGGAGACAAAGUGAUCGAUGUGAUCGACGUGGCCAGACAAGCGGACAGCAAGAUGAAGCUGAGUGAGUUCGUCAAGUAUUAUUACCAACCUGAACGUCCGAAAGUGCUCAACCUCAUCAGCCUGGAGUUCUCUGAUACCAAGAUGGCUGAGCUGGUGGAGGUGCCAGAUAUCGCUCGUGAGAUGUCAUGGGUGGAGAAGUAUUGGCCGGACGACUCCAUCUUCCCCAAGCCGUUUGUGCAGAAGUACUGCCUGAUGGGGGUAAAGAACAGCUACACCGACUUCCACAUAGACUUCGGAGGAACCUCCGUGUGGUACCACGUCCUCUGGGGAGAGAAGAUUUUUUAUCUGAUCGAACCGACCAAGACCAACCUCGCGCUCUACGAGUCGUGGAGCUCGUCGGCCAAUCAGAGCGAAGUGUUCUUCGGAGAAAAAGUGGAGAAGUGCUACAAGUGUGUAGUGCAGCAGGGCACCACCGUACUGCUCCCUACAGGUUGGAUCCACGCAGUUCUCACGUCUCAGGACUGCAUGGCCUUCGGGGGAAACUUCUUACACAACCUGAACAUCGGCAUGCAGCUCAAAUGUUACGAGAUGGAGCGGAGACUGAAGACUCCAGAUCUGUUUAAGUUUCCGUAUUUCGAGGCCAUUAGCUGGUACGUGGCCAAGAACCUGCUGAGGACACUGAAAGCUCGCAGCUCAGAGAUCACAUCAGGAAAACAAGGAGAGCUGCGGGACGAGAAGCGUCAGCCUCAGGAGUAUCUGGUAGAAGGAGUAAAAGCUUUAAUCUCUGCCCUAAAAACCUGGCUGAGGAGGGAGUUAACGGCACCAAACAGCGAGAUUCCAGACCACAUCCGGCCGAGCCUCCUGAUCAAGGAGCUGAGCAGAGAGAUCCGUCACCUGGAGGUGCAGGAGGAGGAUCCGAGUAAACCGGUGAAAUCUCAGGGAAGCGUAGAAAGUGCAUCCGCUCACUCCUCGCUCGAGAGACGACAUCACGCGCAACGGGUCACUCAACGACUUAAACCUCACCACCACCACCACCAUCAUCAUCAUCAUCAUCUUCAGCAUCUUCAACAACAGCAUGAACAAGAUCACCACGAGCCCAAACUCCGAUCAAACCUGGACAUCCUGGAGCUGCAUACUCGGGAAGUGCUGAAGAGGCUGGAGGUCGGCCCUCUGGAGGAGGACUCCGACGUGAGCUCCAAGGUGAACGCGAAGUUUAAGAAGGUUGUCCAGCCCUCUACUGUAGCGGUCGAUGGUAACCAUGACAACGCACUGCGGCUUGUGCUAUGUAACGGCAGGAUCGUGUGCGAGAGGCUGCGUCUCGGGAACAGAGCUCUGAAAGACGAGAUAUCGCCAUGCCAACAGCAUCACGUUAGACCGGAAAAGCCAUCGUCAUGCCAACCAGAGAAAGUGAAAGUGGAGGCAGGUCAGGUCACUCGUCAUGAACUCAGGAUAAAGCUGACAAAACUCUCACGGUUGCAGAAGGAAGAGGAGGAUGAAGGGGAAGAGGAGCAGGACAGUUCAGAUUCAGGGAGCUCUGAGGAUGAAGAGGAGUGUGAAAUGCCUAAGAUGAGAAACUCAGGGAGUCAACAUCACAAACCACUCAAAAGGGAGCGUCCUUCCUCCCCCAGCAGGGUGCCAGACGGGGGCGCUGUGCCUCAGGAGGUGUGGUGCAGUAGCAGUGCAGUGUGUGUCAGCAGUAAGGCGAGUGCAGUAGAGGAGUGUUUAUACACAGAGAGUUCACUCUCUCAUGUACUCCAUCCAUCAAAACGACACACACACAACUCGAGCCCCAUCAGCAACCAGGCCACUAAAGGAAAACGUCCGAAGAAAGGCAACGCGACGUCCAAGCAGAAGCUGAGCAAGCUGAUGAAGAUGAGCACACACACUCGCUUGCUGCUUUAACACAACAGCAACACGCAUCUCACUACCUAACACACACACACACACACACAUACCUUGCAUGUUUAAGCUUCAAGGUAUGUAGGAAUGGCACUAGCACGCUGAAGAUAGCACACAUGCUCUGAGAAAUUAAGUGAUGAUUUAAUAGAUAAAUACAUUUUUAAAAUGUAUUUAACAUUCAAGAAAGAAAGAUAGAUAAGCAGUGCAGGGAAAUCUGUGAUGGAAUUAGCCAAAUGUUUCAGGAAGUGUUGUUUGAGUUAUUUAACUAGGUCCUGUCUGUGACUACAGUGUUUCCACACUAACACCCUUUUAAUCACAACUUUGCAUUACUGCAAUAUGAAUGAGUUUAUCUGUGACUUUUUUUUUUUUUAAGAUGAAAACAAAUAGA
Messenger RNA from Tachysurus fulvidraco (yellow catfish), 2939 nucleotides. It is a transcript of the gene kdm7aa, whose product is annotated as lysine (K)-specific demethylase 7Aa. Gene Ontology annotation, molecular function: histone demethylase activity; transcription coregulator activity. The coding region runs from base 188 to 2554 and encodes 788 amino acids. The record is from RefSeq and is a predicted model, not a curated record. NCBI's taxonomy places the organism in Eukaryota, Metazoa, Chordata, Actinopteri, Siluriformes, Bagridae. Gene Ontology annotation, biological process: protein demethylation; regulation of transcription by RNA polymerase II. The transcript has 19 exons.